Messenger RNA from Cyprinodon variegatus (sheepshead minnow), 2472 nucleotides. It is a transcript of the gene bin2a, whose product is annotated as bridging integrator 2-like. The transcript is spliced from 13 exons. The record is from RefSeq and is a predicted model, not a curated record. Bases 116 to 1525 code for a protein of 469 amino acids. NCBI's taxonomy places the organism in Eukaryota, Metazoa, Chordata, Actinopteri, Cyprinodontiformes, Cyprinodontidae. Gene Ontology annotation, molecular function: protein binding; phospholipid binding. Gene Ontology annotation, cellular component: plasma membrane; phagocytic cup; cytoplasm. Gene Ontology annotation, biological process: plasma membrane tubulation; phagocytosis, engulfment; podosome assembly.
AAAGCAGAGUGGAGCACGAGAAGGACAAGUAAAAAAGAAGCGUCAAGGUGAUUCCUUAGCGGGGAGAAUUUUUAUCUACAACGACCAACAGAAAUAAACACAGAAAAGCUCAAACAUGGCAGACAGCACAAGUCCAAAAGGCGGCUCAGGUGAUUUUGCAAAGAAAGUGCAAAAACAGUUGAGCAGAGGCAAAGAAAAGGUAAUGCAAAGGCUGGGGAAGUCACUGGAGACUAGAGAUGAUCAGUUUGAACGCUCCCUCCAGAUAUUCCUUGACCAGCAGACGGAUGGGAACCGAAUAUAUAAGGACCUAAGGAACUACAUUAAUGCAAUCAGGGACAUGCGUGAAGCUUCAAGACGCCUCUCUCAGUCGCUGUUUGAUGUUUAUGAAAACGGCUGGGCUGGGGAGGAGGAUUUGGGAGCCAUUGUAGAGGGAGAGGACCUCCUGUGGAACGACCUUGAGGUGAAGAUGGUAGAUCAGGCUGUACGCACUAUGGAGUCCUAUGUCUCCCAGUUCCCAGAUGUUCGGGAGAAAAUCGCCAAGAGAGGAAGGAAACUGGUGGAUUAUGACUCGUCCCUUCACCACCUGGAGGCUCUGCAGACAGCCAAGAAGAGGGACGAUAUCAAGAUCAACAAGGCAAAGGAGGAGAUGAAAGUUGCCAAAACCAUCUAUGAUGGGAUCAACAAUGAGCUGAAAGAGGAGCUGCCUGUUCUCUAUGAAAGCCGAAUCGGUUGUUAUGUGGCUGUCUUCUCAGCUGUAUCUAAUUUACGUGGCAUCUUCUAUAAAGAAAUGAACACGCUCAAUCUUGAUCUGCAGAAUGUGAUAAAAGAGCUGCAGGCUCAGCAUCCAGACAAGGUGUUUGCUUUGAGGGGGAUGCAGAGGUACGGUUCUCUGAAGAGACGGAGUCUGGUGUCCCCUAGGGCCUGGAAAUCUGGUUUUGAGUUUAACAGGAGCUACAGUUCCAGACUGAGCCUGCGGCACAGCUUCAGGUCCCCAGAAAAACCCCGCCACAGCACUCUGUCCAGAGGGAGCAGCAGCUCACUUGGCCUCUCCUCACGGUCGUCCACUCUGGACAGACCCCUGAAUGAAUCCAGAGAACUGGACGCAGCCUCCAGUCACUCUGUGAACCAAAGCUUUGAGGCACAGGAAGAUGCUGUAGCAGGGACAUCUGGCACAGAGGAGAAGUCAGAAAAGGGCAGCAGUCAGGUUGAAGAGGAGAAAAGCUCCAAGGAGAUAGAGGAUAAAAAAGAUGAGGAAAAAGUUCCACCUAGUGAGAGCAGCUCUGAACUGAACAACUCCUGUGAGUCAGUGAGCUUGGAUCUGCAGCUGUCUGCGGCCCAAAGCGGGACGCUGCACGUUGAAGAAGAAGAGGACAACCCAGCCACCCUCGACUCUCAGAAGGCAAACGGACUGGAGAACGGCGACGUUGGUGGGUUGAACUCUGACCCCAGCGACCUGAGCAGUCCUCACAAGGAGGAUUGUGGAGAAAAGGGGGCAGCUAGUGACUCAAAAACCACAACUGUUUGAAAGCUGUGAGCUAAAAGAAGACUGAAGUGGACAGCUGGUCAAGAAGCAAAACUAAAAAAGAAGAGAACAGCCGAGCGGACGGGUCCAACUGUUGCUUAACGGCUCCUGUUCCCCUGCUGAUGGUUUCUCAUUUAUAUUUUAAUAAAAGAACGUAUGAAUGAUGCCCCAGAAAGAGCUUAUAAAUCGAAUAAUCUAUUAAGAAGGAGAGUCUUCUUUAAUAAUUAGCUUUGAGUCAAUAUAAAUAAACAGUUUUAGAGGUUUUUAUUACUGGUGACAUAUUAUGCCCAGCUGCUGUUUUUGGAGUAAACUAAACUUAACCCCUUGUUUUUUUGUUUUUAAACCAAAAUCCCAAAACCAAGAAUAGAUUAAUCUUUUAUUUCCCUUCAAUAAGAGUAAACAAUCAAUAAAUACAACUUUUAAUCAUGUUUAUCUAUUAUUUUUAACAUGUAACUCUAUUAGAAAUAAUUAAAUGUUUGAAUUACAUCAUGAUGUGUUAUAUUUGGCAAAGAGCUGAUAUAUACUUUUUUAAUUUGUAUGGUUCAUUUAAAGAAUCCUGUAAAUCUGUACGCCUUAAAUGUCAUCACAUUUUAUCACACUGCAAGCACAAGCUUAAAUGGAUUUUUGUGGCUUUGUCCUAAAAGACCAACACAAGGCUGAAGAUAAUAAUGAAUCAAUUUUUUUAUGUAUUACAGGUGUACAUUUAAAGAAAUGUAAAGCUGUAUAUAAACAGCUUAAACUCAGAGUGGAUGAAGGGCAUCUGUGAGCAAUACUUAACGAUUCUUGUCACAGACUCUCAAUACAUGUUGGACUAUUCUUUGUUUUUCCAUCUCCUGAGAUCCAAGUAAAGCACACUGAAGUCUCACCGGAAGAUGUCCAAAAAUGUGAAAAUGUUUAGAGAUAUAUAAAAACUGUUCCUUUGUAGCUUAAUAUGUAACAUCCUCUUUAGA